AUGACAAAGGGAACAUCAUCGUCUGGAAAGCAUCGCAAUAAGAUGCACACGAUGUGCCACCGCUGUGGCUCUAAAGCCUACCACCUUCAGAAGUCAACCUGUGGCAAAUGUGGCUACAUUGCCAAGUGCAAGAGAAAGUGUAACUGAAGUAUCAAGGCUAAAAGUUGAAACACCACCAGGAUUGAUCAUAUGGGGCGCCUAAAAAUUGCAUACUGCAGAUUCAGGCAUGGAUUCUGUGAAAGAACAACACAUAAACCCAAGAAGGCAGCUAUUGCAACAUCCAGCUUAUCUUAA
Messenger RNA from Pongo pygmaeus (Bornean orangutan), 294 nucleotides. Its product is annotated as large ribosomal subunit protein eL37-like. NCBI's taxonomy places the organism in Eukaryota, Metazoa, Chordata, Mammalia, Primates, Hominidae. Gene Ontology annotation, biological process: translation. Gene Ontology annotation, molecular function: RNA binding; structural constituent of ribosome. Gene Ontology annotation, cellular component: cytosolic large ribosomal subunit; ribosome. The record is from RefSeq and is a predicted model, not a curated record. The transcript has a single exon.